ACUCAUCUAUCUCACACCUUGUGGAGCUACUACGCUCUCUUCCUUCUCACAAUGCAGACACAAAAUGUCCACUACAGACCUGACGCCUGCCCAGGCGCACGCCCUCUUCGAUAUUCUUACGCACCAUGAAACCUAUGCUGAAAUUGAGAACUUCAAGUCCCCAGACGCAAUUCACCAAUACGGCAAACCGUUCAUCAAGGCUAGCAACGUGCCUGCAAAGUCACCGCUGUUACAGAUCCUUUUUACACGUUUUGCGACCAAUCUCCCAGGCCUAAGAAAUGUUGCACCCAAGUUUUGGCAAGAACAGUGCUCGACAUUGCUAGAGAAGCUUGGUGGCGCAGAACUUUCUGAGAGUUAUGAAAGAGGCACCCUAGGAGCAAGGAAGACUGUCGCGACAGCCAUAUCAGCGGUCUUAGAAUAUCCGGCCAGAGGUGUCAUUGGAGGCUUUGCGCGUAAGAACCUACGAGACGCUGAUCAUCAGUACGACAUUUCAAAGGCUGAAGACGUCUUGGCCGGAUGGGAAGACUUUACACAACGGCUUGUGUAUGCUGACAUGGUCGAUGAGGUCUUUGCCAGAUGUGCUUUGACUGACAAGCUAGAGGAUCACUCAUCCAUCGUUCAAGCUGCUCAUGAGUUUAUGUUGGUAAACUUUGCCUCCUUCGUACAUCAUAUCCUGAUCUCCUCUCCCGAUGGCCUGUAUCUCCUUAAGAUUAUGGAGAACGCACAUCGACUCAUCCCAUAUACACUCAUUCGACAGACUUUGAAGGUUGGCAAUGCUGCCUCCAUGAUCAAUGCGAUGGUCAGAGUGGUACUUGCGAAGCUUUCCGUCACAAGUGUCACCAACUGGAUAGGUCUGAGUAAUAAUCCCGAUGAUGGGAUGAACCUUGUUCAGCAGAUCAUAUCCCAAGUCCUCAAAUGGGACAUCAACGACUUUCAGAAGCAAAUGUUGAACAUUGAAAAGACAAAGGAUGGGCUCACAAAAGAUCAAAUCGAUGCGCUUAGAGUAUAUUUGAGGAUGGAAAGGCGAGAUCAUGAAAGAUUACAAGACAGAAGUCUCACCGAGGCUAAAAGUAUUGCCAUGGUCAUCUUCGAUGAGGCGAACUUACCACAAGUGCCUACCGAGCUCCAGCACUCCUUGGCAUUAGAGUAUCUACAGAAACUUCUGGAGGUCCGAGAUCGAGAAGAGCUGAUCGCUAUAUUAUGCCGUCACAGCCCUGAUAUUCUUACACAGCCGAUCCGCGAUGCAGUCGCGGCGUACGAUCCUGUGAUACGAGCACUUCACAACGCAGUCGAUCUCAGCAGCGGCCUAUGGGACCUGGAAUGCUUCCUUAAUGAUCUAAUAAAGCUCUCGAAAUCCAAAACAAAUGGCGAACAUAGCGACCGACCACCUAGCGUACAAGACUACGUCGACCUAUGCAAAAAGCAUCAAUCAGCCCUCCACCGCUUCCUCUACCAAAUUGCUAAGAAUGGAACAGAGAUUACUGAAUGGUUUCGCGAAUGGUCACACAAUGCCGUCAAGCAGUUCAGGGAACCCGAACUCAAGCUUGCCACUGAUGAAACGCCUCGGAGCAAUCAAGACGCCAGUAGCGCAGGUGCAAUCACUGGUAUCCUGCAGCAGUUCACAGCUCAACUUACUGAAGAGGAGCAGAAUACCGUGAGAACCAUUACCGACGCACACGCCGAAUAUCUCGGGAAUCUUCAUCGAUUAUCGCACGACCGCAUGACAGCGCUCAUAGACCGCUCGGACGAACCUCAGUCCGGCCCGGGCAUGUAUCUCGCAAAGUGGCAGUCCCUACUAGACAAUACCCUUAUAACGCCUGUGCAACCGAACGGUCCUGUGCGUCGGGGGAAAGACAAGGACGUGAGGAACUCGUCAAAGCGUGGUCCAGAGGGAGCAGAUAAGAAGGCAGAGAAGCAGAAAAUCCGGGAGUCUAUCAAGGUGCGAGACGACUUCCCCGAAGCGCCAAAUGCAGAGGCAGUGACGAAGCUGCUAGGGCAGAAGUUCCGGGAAUACUUGGCGCAGGGGAUUAGCUAAAUGAGUAGACGCAGUCGACAUAAUGAAGUGAAGCUUCGAAUUCGAGAAUGUCAUACAUUCCUCGUUUCUACAUACAACUAAUAACCAACUGCCGUUUUCCUCAAGUGUAUAUACAAGAAGCAAAGCGCCUCCAGGGACUCUAGUAUGCUCCACAGGAGCGAUAGUCUCAGAAGAGGGAAAGCCUAUAUGCGGGCCUACGUAUCGUAUCACCAUUUGUGCUUCGGUCGAGACCACAUAUAUUCAUUCCCCUUGUCCCAUAAAAAUGGAAGAGAGUCGUGCAGGUGCUGUCUAUCAUUUCGUUAAGAUGCAAACCAUCCAUGUAGAUGCCCGUGUUGCAUUGGGAACGGAUGUGUGACCCAUCAAUCGUGGGAU
Pseudovirgaria hyperparasitica is the source of this 2407-nucleotide messenger RNA. RefSeq lists its product as uncharacterized. Lineage: Eukaryota; Fungi; Ascomycota; Dothideomycetes; Acrospermales; Acrospermaceae. The record is from RefSeq and is a predicted model, not a curated record. The coding region runs from base 65 to 2035 and encodes 656 amino acids. Gene Ontology annotation, molecular function: phosphatidylinositol binding. The transcript has 2 exons.